Messenger RNA from Phyllostomus hastatus (greater spear-nosed bat), 3310 nucleotides. RefSeq names its product transforming growth factor beta regulator 1 (gene FYRD1). The transcript is spliced from 9 exons. Gene Ontology annotation, biological process: regulation of cell cycle. Bases 207 to 1442 code for a protein of 411 amino acids. NCBI's taxonomy places the organism in Eukaryota, Metazoa, Chordata, Mammalia, Chiroptera, Phyllostomidae. The record is from RefSeq and is a predicted model, not a curated record. Gene Ontology annotation, cellular component: nucleus.
UCCGAUGCGGACGCAGAAGGACCGAAGUUCGGGCUUUGACUGCAUUAAUUCCGUGCUAGCCGCUCUCCUUGGUAGCGUUCUUGGAGAGGUCGGUCCUUCAGGGCCCGGUUCCGCCAGCGCAGACCGGACGGGACCGAUGUCCCGCCGCCCCUCGGCCGGGCGCUGAUGCCCGCUGUGCCCGAGAGGCCCCGCAGCGGGCCCAGGUCAUGAGCCUGCUGGGCGGCCUCACCCCUUCUCCGCGGGCCGCGUCGCAGGCCGCCAAGGCCAGGAUGAAAAAGCUCCCGAAGCGGAGCCAGAACGAGAAGUACCGGCUCAAGUACCUGCGGCUGCGCAAAGCCGCCAAAGCCACGGUGUUUGAAAAUGCUGCUAUUUGUGAUGAAAUUGCUCGUCUUGAGGAAAAAUUUCUUAAAGCAAAAGAAGAAAGACGGUACUUGCUAAAGAAGCUUCUCCAGCUUCAGGCUCUAACUGAAGGGGAAAUACAGCCUGCAGCUCCUCCCCACAGCUCCAGUUUGCCCCUGGCUUAUGGUGUGGCCAGCUCUGUGGGGACUCUACAGGGAGCUGGACCCAUUUCUGGGCCCAGCACUGGGGCCGAGGAGCCAUUUGGGAAGAAAUCCAAGAAGGAGAAAAAAGAAAAAGGCAAAGAGAACAACAAACUGGAAGUUCUGAAGAAAACAUCCAAGAAAAAGAAAAUGGAGGGAGGUGCUCGCAAGCUGGUUCAGCCCAUUGCCCUGGAUCCCUCAGGACGGCCUGUGUUCCCCAUCGGACUGGGGGGUCUAACAGUAUAUAGCCUGGGGGAGAUCAUCACCGACCGACCUGGCUUCCAUGAUGAGAGCGCCAUCUACCCUGUGGGCUACUGCAGUACUCGAAUCUAUGCCAGCAUGAAACACCCAGACCAGAAGUGUCUGUAUACUUGUCAGAUCAAGGAUGGUGGUGUGCAACCUCAGUUUGAAAUUGUUCCUGAAGACGACCCCCAGAAUGCCAUCGUUGGUUCUUCUGCAGAGGCCUGUCAUGCAGAACUGCUCACGGCCGUAAGUGCUACUGCGGGGAAACCAGUGUCUAAUGUGCUUCCAUCUGGAGCAGACUUUUUUGGGUUUUCUCAUCCAACCAUCCACAACCUGAUCCAGAGUUGCCCCGGAGCUCGAAAAUGUGUCAAUUACCAGUGGGUGAAAUUUGAUGUGUGCAAACCUGGAGAUGGGCAGCCACCCGAAGGCCUGCUGGAGAGUGAGGCAGCUAUAAGCUUCGAAGCCUUUCAGAGACAGACCUUUGAUGAAGAUCAUACUGAUCCCAUGCUACAAGGACCGCUGGACCUCCCGGAGCUUCAGCCUGCAGCCUUUGUGUCAUCUUACCAACCCAUGUUCCUGGCACACGAGCCCUUGGUUGACAAUCACCUAGAGCACUUGAAGUCUCCAGUGCAGUGUAGCCCAACGCAGUCUCUAGACUGAACGAGAAGGGGUCAGAUACCAUUUCACCAUGACAAUUAAGUUAAAAUUUUUUUUAACUUAAUCUAAAACUUAGAAUAUAUAGAAGGAAGCAGCAGUUCAGAAGAAAUUAACACGUUUUGUUGUGGAGCUUCCCAUGGUGACAGUUUUCCCUGAGAAAAACUUCACCUACUUUAUUUUUAGUAAUAAAUUUCUCUUGACAAUUCUGCUUAUUUUCAUCUUGUCAUCAGAUAGAAUCUAUUUUGCUUAGUUCCACCUCAGGUAAACUUAAACCCUUUGUUAACCAGAGUAAGAAAUGGCUGCUGACUCAGGAAGGAGUCAGUACAGUUCUGACGACCUUUUACCCUUGAUUCUGAUCCUACUUCAAGGACUGUUAAGCCCCAGCCCCUGCACCCCAAGCAGCCGUUUUAUUUCUGUGUCGGUAUCAUCGAAAUCAAAUCCUGCGCAUCCCCAAGCUGGUGUCCAGCCCAAGGCACACUUUGCCCAUUCACAUUUCACAUUUCUCCAAGGGGAGCAAAAGGUUCUCUUGACGCUUUCUACAUCUUCUUUGUGGUUUCUUAUCAGAAGUGUGCUGUUAGCUAAAUACACUGAAACUGCUUGAUAACACAUUUAGAUAGGACUGGGGGUCAGCUCCCAGCCUCCAUCACAGGCUCACAGUGUCAUUAGUCUUUCUAUACGUUUGUAAGCUUUUACAGUGCAAAAAGGUAUAAUUUGGAUUAUGGCAAAUCAAGGGUGGAAAGGGUAUUACUCAAAGCUGUUAAUAUUUUAAUAUGUUUCUUUUCUCUGUGUAAGUUGCCUGAACAUCAUAUCUGUACUUACACAGAAAUGAUAUAUGCUGCUUUUAUCAUAUAGAAAAUACUUUUCCAUUCUAUUACAGCUUGAGUAAAUCACAUAUUAAAAGAAAGCUUCAUUUUAAGAAAGACAUUUAAAAAUGUUUUAAUAGGUUAGUGUGUUAUUUACUCUUAUUAAAGAAUAUUCACUUUGUAGCUUUCCUAGAAUAGAAAGAACCCAUUUGUCGUUCUUAAACUUAGGGAGUCAAGUACUCUUUUAAAAUUAAUCAGACUAUAUUGGAAUGCAUCAUGUGCCAAAAGGUUAAAACUCGUAUCAGAUUAGUGUGUAUGUAUAUAUUUAUAUAUCACACAUGCAUUCACAUGUAUGGGGAUACAUGGAAUGUCAAAUGUUUUUCUUAUGGAUCAUCAUGUUUAAAGACUUGAAAGACAGUGCCAUAGAUCUGUCAUCUACUGGGUUGUUAGGGAUUUCCUAAAUUGGACCACAUGCAGUAUCGGUGAGAAGGAGAUGAAAAACGGGACUGUGCCUGGGUGGGAGUAGAAACUGUUGGACUUCUGAGAGGGUGAAGCUGCAGGUCUCACAACUGUAAACAUAUUUAUCCUUAAACCCGUUCCUGCACAUUAAGAGUCCUAGGGAAAUUAAGUGUGGUAUGAUGUUUGCAAGUAACCAUUAUCACAGUAUUAGUUUAACAGUGAAAAAGUGGGAGAAAACCUCUUAAGUCCACUAAUGGGCAAUUGGUUAAAGCACGGGGCUCCCACAAAAUGAAACACUCAAAUCUGUUUACAGUUUAACAGGGAAAUUAUUUUGCUGGAAUAAAUGAAAAGCACAGAUUACAAAGUAAUACCCAAUGUAGUGUGUACAGUGCAACCCAGACAAAUCAAGUGACUGUUCACCAAAAUACUGCUCUCCAAAUGAUGGAUUUGGGGUGAUUUUUUCCUUAUAUUUUUGUUAGCAUCCAAAUCAUCUACAGUGAUUAUAAAUAUCAUUUUUCAAACAGUAAAAUGUUAUCCGGGAAAUAAGCUGAGUUCCCACAGAAUGUUUUAAAUUAUUCAACCAUUAAAAAUAAAUCAACUUUUAUAUGA